Molecule: messenger RNA, 1254 nt
Organism: Cuscuta campestris
Lineage: Eukaryota; Viridiplantae; Streptophyta; Magnoliopsida; Solanales; Convolvulaceae
Source: the annotation of a GenBank genome assembly
CAAUGUCUUUAACGAGAAAUUAAGUAAAAUAAAUCAUUUUAAAAGAAUAAAAGUACAAAAAUAAAGGAAGGAAAAAUAAGGUAAAAAAUGGUUUCUAGGAAGAUUCAAGCUGUAUGGAUUUUUGUAUGCAUUGCUUUUGUUGUCGCAAGAGUGGAUUGUGCUGAUUUUAAUGUCAAAACAUAUGGAGUCAAAGGUGAUGGUACAUCUGAUGAUAGUCAGAACUUGAACUUGGGAGGAUUGACAAAUGCAGUAGUGAAAGGAGUGACAUCUAUAGAUAGCAAGUUUUUCCACAUGAAUGUGAUCCAAGGCAAGAACGUGACCUUGAGCGACAUAACUAUCACAGCACCAGGAGAUAGUGAAAACACUGAUGGCAUCCAUAUUGGCCGUUCCGAAGGAGUAUCCAUUCUCGGUGCAACCAUAAAGACUGGGGAUGAUUGUGUGUCUCUCGGGGAUGGAAGUAAGCAAGUUAACAUUGAAAAUGUGAAGUGCGGGCCGGGCCAUGGCAUUAGCAUUGGAAGCUUAGGAAAAUACAAAGACGAACAACCGGUAGAGGGAGUAACGGUGAAGCAUUGUACUCUCACUGGCACAACGAACGGUGUGAGAAUAAAGACAUGGCCAGCAUCUCCAGAGGGUAUAGCCUCCGGCAUGCAUUUCGAGGAUGUCACGAUGGAGAACGUGAGCAACCCCAUAUUGAUCGAUCAAGAAUAUUGCCCAUGGAAUCAAUGCACGGCCGGGGUUCCAUCCAAAGUGAAGAUUAGUGAUGUUAGCUUCAAGAACAUAAAGGGGACUUCUGCUACAAAAGUGGCCGUCAAACUCGCAUGUAGCAAAGGAUUCCCAUGUGAGAAAGUAGAGGUGGGCGACAUCAAUCUAGAAUAUCACGGAACCAAUGGGACUGCCAUCUCUGAAUGCAGCAAUGUCAAACCUACGCUUUCUGGCAAACAAUCCCCUGCUGUUUGUGAUGGAGCUAGCGGUGGUGGUGGCGCUGCUGCUCCUGCCGGUGCUGCUUCUUCUUAAGCUUUCAAACCUAACCUUCUCGAUUGGAUACAUAUUAUUAAUACAUACUCUGUUACACACUCAAAAAUAAUAGUUUUAGGAUACUCAAUGUGACUUUAAGCUCUUAGCUUAUGCAUGUAAAAGCAGAGAGCUAGCCACCAAUUUGUUUAUUAGUUAUCACCCCUUUUUGACCCAUCUUGAAUUGGUAUGCAUGGUUGUGUGGUGAAGGAAUAUAAUAAUUAAUGAAUGGUUUGAUAUUUU